AUGUGGGCCGUCGACAGUGGUGCAACACACCACAUAUGCCACGACAAGACCAAGUUUGCAAGACUGAACAAGCGCAACGACGGUGAAAUCUUGGUGGCGGAUGGCAACAAAGUGGCCAUCAAGGGUGUUGGAACCAUCUUUGAAAAGGUGGUUCUGCCCAACGGUGAAGAGCGUGAGAUCGAAACCAAGAACGUGCUUUACGUACCAAGCAUGAGCAAGAAUCUACUUUCGGUACCGCAGAUCAACAAGCACGGCAAGUUUCAAGUCGUGUUCGACGGGACCAAGAUGUUUGUCGCUCGCAAAGGAUCGCAACAAGUGGUGGCAACAGCAUAUCUUGUGGAUGGCCUUUGCUGGCUUCACACAGCUCAUCGAUCGGCCAAUGCGACAACAAACGGAUGCAACGGUGUCGACUUACAUGCGCGGAUGGGACGCGCUCCAGCUGAUGUGCUUCGCAAAAUGGUGGCCACGAACAUGAUUAAGGAUGUGAAGGUACCUCUCACGUCAAGUGGAUCAAGCGCAUGCCGAGGAAGUCAACAAGGGAAAAUGGUCCAAAAACUAUUUCCAUGCAGCCAGGACAAGCGCAGAUACGACACCUUCGAGCUACUUCACGUCUACAUCUGCGGACCCAUGGAGAUGAACUCUCUGGGUGGCAGCAAGUUUCUACUGCUGAUCGUUGACGAAGCCAGUGGAUGCAUGAAGGGCUUCUGUCUACGUGUGAAGUCGGAGAGUGAAAACUACAUCACACGAUACAUCAAGAUGGUGAAAGCGCAGCUUGGCAAGAAGGUCAAGCUCGUCCGACACGACGGAGCCCGCGAGUUCGCAACCAACUCGCUUCAAGAAUUCUACGAAGAUGAAGGCAUUGAGCAGCAGACGACGGUGCCAUAUGCACACCAGACUAACGGCACGGCAGAGCGCGCCAUUCGGACUAUCGUCACAAUUGGUCGCAGCAUGCUCCACCAUGCUAAGCUGGAAAAUUAUGCACAAGACUCCGUUCGAGAUCGUCCACAACUCCAAGCCAAGUGUCAAGCACAUGCGGGUGUCGGUUGUCAGGUUUACAUACUGAUACCGAAGGAGAAGCGGCUCAAGUGGGACCCCAAGGCUCGCACUGGGAUAUUCCCGGGCUACGAAGAAGUAUCCAAAGCGUACCGCGUCUAUGACAUCGAGGCGGGGCAGGUGGCCAUCAGUCGCGAUGUCAACUUUGACGAGUCUGCCUUUGGACUUUCGCCGCCAGCCACCGAUGAAGACGCCGAUGACCUUGACUUCGACUCCCUCGAUCUGGAUGAUGAAGCGCCAGGUCAAGCGCAGUACAAGCAAACAGGCAAGCGCAAGAGUCGUCCCCAUGAUGAAGGAGUACCAACUCCACCCACGCGCACAGUGAGUCAACGGCCUGGACUAGAAGAAUCAAGUGCGCCAGACAGUCACACGACCCACCAAGAAGAGGAUGAAGAAACAAAGAAUGCUGAUGCAUCGACUCCGCCUGUGUUUUGGCGUGCGAGUGCGAACGCCAUCGAAGCAGCAGUAGACUUAUCCGAGCCAUCGACUUUUGAAGCUGCGGUGAGCGGUCCUGAUCAAGUGCAUUGGCGCGAAGCUAUCCGUGCGGAACUUGAGUCGAUGCGACUUCGUGAAGUAUUCCGCGCAGCCAAGCUACCUAAAGGACAUCGCGCCAUUGGCACAAAGUGGGUCUUCAAGAUCAAGAGCAAAGCGGACGGAUCAAUUGACAAGUACAAGGCGCGUCUUGUGGCAAGGUGUUUCAAGCAAACAAUUUGGGAUGGACUCCACGGAAACAUUCUCGCCCGUUGUCAAGAACAAGUGUUCUGCGUCAUCCCUGAAGGCGUGGAAUUGGAGGGCUCCUUCGAUUGUCUGGAGUUGGUGAAUGCAAUCUACGGACUAAAACAAGCGUCGCGCGUAUGGAACGAAACGUUUGACGAGUUCGUGUGUGCUAUUGGAUUUCAAGCGUCAGGCCUCGACCCGUGUCUCUACAUAAGGAUUGUGGAAGGGCAAUUCGUGCUGCUGCUGGUGCAUGUAAAUGACGUGUUGAUCACCGGUAGCUCAUGCGAGCUAAUUGCACGCACCAAGACCGACCUAAAGACACGAUUCGAGAUGACUGACAGCGGCAAGUGUGCAUUUGUGCUUGGAAUCGAGCUUUUGGACGGCGCAGAUGUAAGUGUUGUCACACUAUGUCAGCGUCGGUAUGUAGAUGACAUACUCAAGCGCUUUGGCAUGGAUGAUUACAAGGCCGUCGCAAGUCCAGUCGACAUGAGCUCUCGACUUGUUUCAAGUGAUGCAGCCACCAAAGUCGAUGCUCCUUUUCGCGAAGCUAUUGGUGCGUUGAUGCACCUGACCACUGCAACGCGCCCGGAUAUUGCGUUCGCCGUGGGCUAUGUGUCGCAAUUCAUGGAGAAUUCCCAAAAAGAACACUGGGUUGCGGUCAAGCGCAUCUUCCGCUACCUACAAGGCACCAAGAUGCACGGAAUCUGCUACAAGCCAAAUGCGAAGAUCGACUUUCGUGGCUACUCGGAUGCAGACCGGGCCGGUGACCUCGCUGAUCGCAAGUCGACGUCUGGUUACGUAUUCAUGCUGUUGAGUGCGCCAGUGAGUUGGGGCAGCAAGAAACAGCCAAGUGUUUCGUUGUCCACGAGUGAAGCCGAAUACACCGCACUCAGCUUGGCGGUUCAAGAGGGCAAGUGGAUUCAUCGUCUGAUUUGUGAGAUCAUGAUGGCUGACAAUGAAGAAGGACCGGAACUCAUGAUCCAUAAAGAUAAUCAAUCGUGUAUCAAGAUGACAAAGAACCCGGUCAACCACGGCCGUGCUAAGCACAUUGACAUAAAGUAUCAUCACAUCCGUGAUGAGGUCAAGCGCGGUGAAGUGAAGCUCAAGUACUGUGAAACUGCGGUGAUGUUAGCGGACAUCAUGACGAAGGGACUUCACGGGCCACGCCACAAGGAGAUGACGGCGACUCUCGGGAUUUGUGCGAGUUCGCAUUGA
Peronospora matthiolae is the source of this 2985-nucleotide messenger RNA. The record is from the annotation of a GenBank genome assembly. NCBI's taxonomy places the organism in Eukaryota, Oomycota, Peronosporomycetes, Peronosporales, Peronosporaceae.